UUUGGUGAAGAACUGAAGAUCAGUGAAACACAUUAUCAUCAUCGCAUAAACAAUGUCGUCUCCCUUCACCGACUCGAUCGAUCAAUUCGGUGCCAACUCGCCGGUAUCCCCCUCCUUUGACGACGGCUACUCCUUUUCCAACUUUGAUUCGACCGUUGCCGAGUCCCCCACGCCAAUCUACGUCUCCGGCGGAGAAUUCAUUGAUCCGACGUAUUUCUCGUCGGAAACCAAUGAAAACGUUCCGAUUCUUCCGCCACCGGCGGAGAUGGGACUCGAGGAGAGUUAUGCGCUCCGUGAAUGGAGAAGACAAAACACAAUUCGGUUAGAGGAGAAGGAGAAGAGAGAGAAGGAAUCGUUGAGCCAGGUCAUUGUUGAAGCUGAUGAGUACAAGGUUGAAUUUCACAGAAAGAGGCAAAUUACCUCAGAAACCAACAGAGUGGCCAACCGUGAGGAGGAGCAGGUACUUGUUGCUACGCUGGAGAAAUUCCACGCUGAAGCUGACAAGGAUUAUUGGAAAUCUAUAGCAGAACUGAUACCUAAGGAGGUUGCUACAAUAGAGAGGAGGAAAAGAAAGACGAAGAAGGCGUCGGUUGUGGUGGUUCAAGGACCUAAGCCUGGGAAACCCACUGAUUUAUCCAGAAUGCGACAGCUACUACUGAAGCUCAAGCAAAACACCCCUCCCCACCUCAACCAGUCUCCUACUGUGCCUGUCGUCACCAAAGAGCCUAUGGCUUAAAGGACUUGUUGCUAGAUGUACGAGUCUUGUGGCUCUACAAGUACUACUACUUUUCAAUUGGUGUUACAUUUGGACAGCUUACAUACGAGAUUCAAGAAUGUCUUUUGAGUAAA
Messenger RNA from Salvia splendens (bonfire salvia), 849 nucleotides. RefSeq names its product clathrin light chain 2. Bases 53 to 736 code for a protein of 227 amino acids. The record is from RefSeq and is a predicted model, not a curated record. Gene Ontology annotation, molecular function: structural molecule activity; clathrin heavy chain binding. Lineage: Eukaryota; Viridiplantae; Streptophyta; Magnoliopsida; Lamiales; Lamiaceae. Gene Ontology annotation, biological process: clathrin-dependent endocytosis; intracellular protein transport. Gene Ontology annotation, cellular component: clathrin coat of trans-Golgi network vesicle; plasma membrane; clathrin coat of coated pit. The transcript has 3 exons.